Elaeis guineensis (African oil palm) is the source of this 2114-nucleotide messenger RNA. Its product is annotated as AAA-ATPase At3g50940. The record is from RefSeq and is a predicted model, not a curated record. NCBI's taxonomy places the organism in Eukaryota, Viridiplantae, Streptophyta, Magnoliopsida, Arecales, Arecaceae. Gene Ontology annotation, molecular function: ATP binding; ATP hydrolysis activity.
CCUACGAUAUAUGUGGUAGACCAGGGUCCAUUCAAGAAUCUCUCUUAUUUAAGAGCCCGUGGUCUUCUUUCCGCCUCCCGCACCACCAAGUCCCAUGGCCACCACCAAAACAUUGCUCUCCACCGUCGCCUCCGUCACCGCCUCCGUCGUCCUCGUCCGCACCAUCGCUAACGACCUCGUCCCCGAGCACAUCCGAUACUACCUCUUCUCCUCCCUGAGCUCCUUCCUCGGCCGCUUCUCCUCCCAGCUCACCAUAGUCAUCGACGAGCUCGAUGGCAUCACCGUCAACAAGAUGUACCGCUCCGCCGAGAUCUACCUCGGCACCAAAGUCUCCCCCGCCACCCGCCGUCUCCGCGUCACCAAGCAAGACGACUCCGAGGCCCUCGACGUCACCAUGGAGCGCGGCGAGGACGUCGAAGACGUCUUCCAAGGGGUGCGCUUCCGGUGGCAACUCCUAUCUCGGGAAGCCAACCGCCCCAUGUACCACACCCACCGCCGCCGCCACUACUUCUAUGACUCCACCCCGUCGGAAGUCCGCUACUUCCAGCUAACCUUCCACAGGAAGCACAAAGACCUGGCCCUCAAGUCCUACUUGCCUCACGUCCUGGACCAAGCCAAAGCGAUCAAAGAGCAGUCCAAAACGCUGAAGCUUUACACCAACGAGGACGACAUGUGGACGCCUGUGAAUCUCCAACACCCCGCGACAUUCGAGACCCUGGCGAUGGACGACGAGCAGAAGAAGGAGGUGAUGGAUGACUUGACCCGGUUCGUGAAGAGGAAGGAGUUCUAUAGGAGAACAGGGAAGGCCUGGAAGCGGGGUUACUUGUUGCACGGCCCGCCGGGGACCGGGAAGUCGAGUUUGAUCGCAGCGAUGGCGAAUUUUCUGAGGUUCGACGUGUACGAUUUGGAGAUGACGGAGGUGAGAAGCAAUUCGGCGUUGAGAUCUCUGCUCGUCGGGACGGCCAACCGAUCCAUACUGGUGGUGGAGGAUAUCGACUGCUCCCUCGACUUGCAGAACAGGGAUGGAGAGAAGAAGGUAGUCAAGGAAACCAAGAAUUCCGAUGAUGAAAUAGAAAAGGUGACACUUUCUGGUCUGUUAAACUUUGUCGAUGGGCUGUGGUCGAGCUGUGGGGAAGAGAGGAUCAUCGUGUUCACUACCAAUUACAAGGACCGGCUGGACCCGGCACUGCUGCGGCCGGGCAGGAUGGAUGUGCACGUUCCGAUGGGUUACUGCGGUCCCACCGGGUUCAGGGUGCUGGCUUCCAACUACCAUUGUCUCGGCGACCACCCACUCUUCAAGGAGAUCGAAGCAUUGAUCAAAGAGGUGGAGGUCACACCAGCCGAGGUUGCAGAAGAGCUGAUGAAGAGCGACGACGCCGAAAUCGCGCUCCGAGGGCUCAUCAUGAAGCUUAUCGAAACAAAGAAGAAGAAAGCCGCUGGUCCAGAUCAAAAUGAGGACCAGGAGGGUGGAGGAAACCUAAUUGAUGGAGGUCAAGCUUGAGAUUUUCUUUUCUUUUUUUUCUUUUUCUUUUUCCCCGGAGGAAUUCGUCAAAAGGCUUGCCAAUAAAGAUCAAAGAAGAAAGGGGGAGAUGAGAUGUUGGAGUCAUGUAGGUGUUGAUUGACUUACUGUAGUGAAACUUUUAAUUAAUUAGAAAAUUCCAACCAUCAAAGCAUGACGGUCUCCCGGGUUGACGGUGGUAUGUUUUGUGGUCCCAUCGAAGGUUGGAAACGACGAGGCCCACUGCCAAUAAAGGGUGCCCUUUUUUUCUCUUUUGGAGACGUCAAAUACUUUCCCUUACACGCCAGGCUUGGUCAUCAACUCAUCAUUAAGCGGACGAUCGUCAAACAAAAAGGUCCACAAGCGGAUACCAUUUCAUACAUGACACGUAUUAUUUGAUGACCAUUCAUUUUACCAUGGCGGCCAUCUAAAGAUGCACAACUUUUUGUGGUACUAUAAUAUUUGCCCAGGUCUUUGUCAUGACCCAAAGGCCAUUUCAUGCUGGAGAUUUUGUGCAGCGCUCACGAGAAGACGCAUGACCGAUCGUUAUUUUCUAACUUUUCUUUUUUGAUUUAUGAUAAAUAAACAUCCAGCUAUGAGAAGUGCAAUUUUCUUC